Molecule: messenger RNA, 3436 nt
Organism: Podarcis raffonei (Aeolian wall lizard)
Lineage: Eukaryota; Metazoa; Chordata; Lepidosauria; Squamata; Lacertidae
Gene: CTTN
Product: cortactin
Exons: 17
Coding region: 131-1801 (556 amino acids)
Biological process (GO): regulation of actin filament polymerization
Cellular component (GO): site of polarized growth; plasma membrane; cortical actin cytoskeleton
Molecular function (GO): actin filament binding
Source: RefSeq, a predicted model, not a curated record
AAACGGGAUCUUGGGAGAGGCGGAAAUUGCAGCACCAGCCGAGUUAGGAAGCCCCAGCAGGGGAAAGCGAGGAGUCGCUGCAUCGGGAGAGGAAGGCGCCUGGGCAGCCAGGAAGUGGGCUGGGAACAAAAUGUGGAAAGCAAGUGCAGGCCACACUAUCAGUGUCAGCCAAGAUGAUGGUGCUGAUGACUGGGAAACGGAUCCUGACUUUGUGAAUGAUGUGAGUGAAAAAGAACAGCGCUGGGGUGCUAAAACUGUGCAGGGAUCUGGUCACCAAGAACACAUCAACAUUCAUAAGCUGAGGGAGAAUGUAUCCCAAGAGCACCAGACUCUCAAGGAGAAGGAACUUCAAACAGGACCAAAAGCUUCCCAUGGAUAUGGAGGAAAAUUUGGUGUGGAACAAGACCGCAUGGACAAAUCAGCUGUUGGUCAUGAAUAUCAGUCUAAGCUUUCUCAGCACUGUUCCCAGGUGGACUCGGUGAAAGGUUUUGGUGGGAAGUUUGGUGUGCAAGUCGAUAGGGUUGACCAGUCCGCUGUGGGAUUUGAAUACCAGGGGAAAACCGAGAAACAUGCUUCUCAGAAAGACUACUCAAGUGGAUUUGGCGGGAAAUAUGGAGUACAGUCUGACAGGGUAGACAAGAGCGCAUUGGGAUUUGACUACCAAGGGAAAACUGAGAAGCAUGAAUCGCAGAAAGAUUAUUCCAAAGGUUUUGGUGGUAAAUAUGGUGUGGACAAGGAGAAAGUGGACAAAAGUGCUGUUGGCUUUGAAUACCAGGGCAAAACUGAAAAACAUGAAUCACAGAAAGAUUAUACAAAAGGUUUUGGUGGAAAGUUUGGGGUGCAGACGGACAGACAGGACAAAUGUGCCCUUGGCUGGGAUCACCAGGAAAAAGUACAACUGCACGAAUCUCAGAAAGACUAUAAGAGUGGUUUCGGAGGGAAAUUCGGUGUUCAAACAGAGAGGCAGGACUCCUCAGCUGUGGGGUUUGACUACAAGGAGAAACUAGCGAAGCACGAAUCGCAACAAGACUAUUCGAAAGGCUUUGGUGGAAAAUAUGGCGUGCAGAAAGAUCGAAUGGAUAAGAAUGCAGCAGCUUUUGAAGAUAUUGAGAAAUUGUCUUCAACGUACCAGAAGACCAAGCCAGUGGAAGCUGCAAAUAACAAAACCAGCAACAUCAGAGCUAACUUUGAAAACCUAGCUAAGGAUAAAGAGCAGGAGGAUAGAAGGAAGGCGGAAGUCGAAAGAGCUCAAAGAAUGGCACAGGACAAGCAAGAACAAGAGGAAGCCAGGAGGACGCUGGAAGAACAGGCCAAAGCCAAGAAACAAACUCCACCUCCAUCUCCUGCUCCUGUUCCUGCUCCCGCACUGCAGCCGGUGGAAGAAAAAUUGCCGUCAAGUCCAGUCUAUGAGGAUGCCGUUUCCUUUGAGUCUGGCUACAAGAAUUCAAAUGCAAAUUACUCAGCCGCACACGAGCCAGAAACCAACAACAAAGCUGAAGAAUCUGACUACCAAGAAGCAGUCAGUAAGCGGGAGCCAGACUAUGAAUCUGAGACGGUGUAUGAAGUGGCUGGGGCAGGAAACCAGUAUCAAGCAGAUGAAAGUACUUACGAAUACGAAAACGACCUUGGAAUAACAGCGAUAGCCUUAUAUGAUUACCAGGCUGCUGGGGAUGAUGAAAUUUCCUUUGAUCCUGACGACAUCAUCACAAACAUUGAAAUGAUCGAUGAUGGCUGGUGGAGGGGAGUGUGCAAAGGCAGAUACGGGCUCUUCCCAGCUAAUUAUGUUGAGCUGAGGCAAUAGGAAAUAAUGUCCUACCAUUUAUGCCUUAAUACCAUGAUCAUUCGUCUGAUUUAUUACACUACAAAUCAUGUUCUUUUUCUUCCGGAGGAUGGAGGGGGUCUAUACAUAUUCCUUUUAUAUUUAAGAUAUUUUGCCGAUGCUUUUACAAAUGUUUAUGGGCUCAGAAAUCGCUUAAUAUAUUGUAACUCUCACGUUCCCCACUUCAGCCUGUUGUCAUAGGUUUUUAAUGCGGUUUGAAAAUGGGGGCUUUUCCUUUUGGCCAAAUUGGUGAUGGUGUUCCCGACAAUUUCCAAGGCAUUUAUAGCUCUUUCUGAUGGCAACUGCAUGUCUCAUUUUGUAGCUGUUUGUGUGCUGAAUUCCCAAGUAAUUAUGUCCAGCUGCUCUAUUACUCUCACCGUACUCUCAGCUACUCAUUGUCAGCUUCCCAGAUCUCAGCCGUGCAAGUUUAUAUAUCAUAUUUCCAUAUAUAGGGAACAUAGCAGGAGGACCUGAGAAGAGUUGCAGUUGAUGGCAAUUGCUCCAUAGGAAAAACCUUUUUACAUUGAUAAUAGGAAGGAUCCAGUGCAGAUACAUUUUAAAAAAUAUUUUCUUGAGGACUGCAAUCCAGUGGAAAGUUCCCUUGUGCAGCCACCAUUCAUUCAGUCCAAAAGAGGGUUGAGGCCAUUGCCAUAAGCAUUUGUUGUCUUGUGUUCUCCUCCAGUGGAAGCCUCCCAAUAUAUUGGCAAAAGAAAACCCUGUUUUACUUCUUCUCCCUGUGCCCAGAACACUGUGAGAUUUUUUGGUUCUGAGAGACUUGCCAAGAAGUGACCGUUGUCAUUGUCUUGCAAAUAACACCCAUCUGCUGCAUGCAGUUCAUAACACGGCUGCCUUGAAGGUUAAAAUGAGGCAAUAGGUGUGUACAUACAUACAGGAUUUUUAUGAUUUGGAAGUGGGAGAAGGCCGGCUGUGUGGUAAGCUGGUUAUGCAACCUUAUUUUACUCAAGGAAUGUUAAUAAGAGGAGCUUAAAACCUUGCAGAUAAUCUCUACUAAGCAAUGUGUAGAAAACUACCACCUUUUUUUAUAAGUUCAGCUGAAACUGCCAGUAACACAAAUCAGUAAAAGUGUGUCUGCCUCUUGCCAAAUGUUAAGCUGAAGUUCUUGCUACUACUUCAAUGGGACAAGUCAAAUAUUGGGUUAGUCACUAAUUUUGAUCACAUGAGCAUCCCUACCAAAGACGUGUUCAGUGUGUGUGUCCUGUCCAUUUCUACUUGACUGGAGGAAUUCAGGGAGGAACUGAUUGAGCAAGAAAAAGUGAAAAAGUCUCGUAAGUAAGCCCAGUGGAAUAUUAAAACAAUAUUUAUGUAAAAUGGCAGUGUACAGUAUAUCUAGGAAGGUGGCCUCGGGGGUGGGAUCGUGAGGGGGGUGGAAUUAACUAGUUGGGACAAUCCUUAAGAAGAAUGUCACUUUUACCUGAUGUUUCCUUUCCCACUGGUUUCUAUUUGUCUCCUGAUUGCAUUAAUAGUAUUACAUUGGGUUGGGCCGGAUUUUAUAUGCAGUUAAUCUUACCAAGUUUUGCAUAGGACACCUCAUAGGGUACAUUAUUCCUUUUUUCCUUUUUUGUAAAUUAAAUAUUCAAAUAAAAUUUUGGAACCAUC